Cornus florida is the source of this 1047-nucleotide messenger RNA. Its product is annotated as TMV resistance protein N-like. NCBI's taxonomy places the organism in Eukaryota, Viridiplantae, Streptophyta, Magnoliopsida, Cornales, Cornaceae. Gene Ontology annotation, molecular function: protein binding. The transcript has a single exon. The record is from RefSeq and is a predicted model, not a curated record. The coding region runs from base 1 to 1047 and encodes 348 amino acids.
AUGGCCAAGUUGAAAGUCAUCAAUCUUAGUCACUCCCAUACGCUAUCCAGGACCCCAGACUUCACAGUUAUUCGGAAUCUGGAAACACUAAUUCUUGAGGAUUGUUCGAGUUUGGUAGAGGUUCACCCAUCCGUUGGAGUUCUCAAAAGGCUUGUUGUUCUAAGUUUGAAAGACUGCAAAAAUCUGAAGAGAUUUCCAAAUGGUAUUCACUUGGAAUCCCUAGAGACUUAUAUUCUAUCAGGCUGCUUGAAAUUAGAAAAGUGCCCAGAAAUCUUGGGGGAUAUGGUAUGUCUAUCAGAACUUUAUUUGGAUAGGACAUCCAUAAAAGAACUGCCCUCGUCAAUUGAACAUUUGGCUAGCCUUACUUUGAUGGAUUUGAGUGAAUGCAAAUACCUUACGAGUCUUCCAAGAACCAUUUGUAGGUUGAGUUGUCUAAAAACACUGUGUGUGUCUGGCUGCUCAAAACUUGAGGAAUUGCCAGAGGACCUGGGAAAUAUAAAAUGUUUGGAGGAGCUUCGUGCAAAUAAUACUGCUAUCAAACAACUACCAUCCUCCAUUAAUCAUUUGGAAGGCCUCAAAGUCUUAACCCUUGGCGGAUGCAAGGGUACAAUAAUAUCUCAAUCAUUUUUUUCAUCUUGGUUUUUACAAAGGAAAUGGGAAGAUUCUGUGUGUUUGGUGCUUCCUUCGUUAGCAGGUUUGAAUUCCUUAACAAAACUUGAUCUUAGUGAUUGCAAUUUGUCUGAAGGAGGGAUCCCCAGUGACCUUGGCAGCUUAUCCUCUUUGAAAGUGUUGAAUUUAAGCAGAAACAGCUUUGUUAGUUUACCUGCAACCAUCUCCCAUCUUUCUCAACUUGUAUCCCUCAAGUUAGUUGGGUGCAAGAGGCCAGAAGCAUUACCAGAGCUUCUAUCUUCUAUUAUUAUAUUACUUGCAGAUGAUUGCCCAUCAUUAAUAAGCUUUGGAGAUCUGUCUACAAAUAAUAUAUCACUGGAUAUGGUAUCCACAUUCUCUAAUUGCUUUAAAUGGAGUGAAAAUGUGGUUGAUAUGUAG